AUGGAAGAGGCCAAGAACAGAGGAAGUUCUGAUGACGAUGACGAAGAUGACGAUUCGGAUGAUGAUUCAGAUCUAGGGCCCGAGCCUGAAGGUCCGGAUAUCAACACCGCGCUUCCAAUCGAUCAAAGGGUAGAACUAAAAGACCAUACAAAAGCCAUUUCAGCACUUUCAAUCGAUGCAGCAGGAGCUAGAAUCGCUACGGGCUCAUACGAUUACGAUGUAAAGUUGUGGGAUUUUGGUGGAAUGUCACAAUCAUUCAAACCAUUCAAAUCAUUCGAACCAAAUGAAUCGUAUUUGGUACAUGAUGUAGCCUGGUCGCCGGCUGGAGAUUCGCUUUUGGUAGCAUCAGGUACGGCUCAGCCCAGUCUGUACGAUCGCGAUGGCUUGCACAUUGCUACAUACAAGAAAGGAGAUGUGUAUAUUCGAGAUAUGAAGAAUACGUCAGGCCAUGUGGCUGAAUUGACCUCCUGCUUUUGGCAUCCAAGUGAAGUUAAUACAUUUGCUACCACAAGCGCAGAUAGUACGGUGAGAAUAUGGGACGCUGAAGAAACGCAAAAACAAAAGAAUGUAGUAGUGGUAAAGAGCAAGGAUAGAGGUACACGUACAAAGGUCACUUGCGGCGCUUUCAGCAAUGAUGGUAAGAUGCUUGCAGCUGGUUGUUUGGAUGGAGCAUUGCAUAUAUGGUCCACAAGUGGCACAUACAGUAGACCCAACGCAACCGUAGAGCUAGCACACGAGCAUGACACUGUCACAAGCUCAGUCUGUUUCUCCAAAGAUGGUAGAACGUUGGCUUCAAGAGGUGGUGAUGGUACGGUGAAGCUGUGGGAUAUUCGUUCUUUCAAGAAACCGUUAGCACAACAGGAAGGCUUGUAUAAUUCAUAUGGUCAGACAAACGUCAUCUUCAGCACAGAUGAAACAGCAAUCAUGACCGGCACUUCUGUUCUACGCAGCGAGACACAAGAUGGCUCGAUGGGCAAAGUGUUGAAGUCGGGUGGGAUUGAAGUACUCUCCCGCUUGGACUUAAAGCCGAUUAGACAUGUUCCGAUCGAGCAAGAUUCACCUGCAAGUGGUAUUCGACUGGCAUGGCAUUCACGUAUCAAUCAACUGUUUGCAUCAACAUCAUCGGGGACAGUCCACUUGUUCUACUCUCCAGAAAAGUCAAGUCGAGGUGCAUUAUUAUGUGUGGGUAAACGAGCAAAAGCAAGACCACGCGAAAUAGACGAAUACGAACUUGGAGAAAUGCAAAUCAUCACGCCCGGUGCAAUGGAUUCCGAUCAACGUGGUCAAGGAAUGAGUCAAAUGGCCAAAAAGAGAAAGAUGGAAAAGAUGCGUCAAGAUCCGGUUGCUAGUAGAAUGCCAGAGAAACCUUUAGAUGGACCAGGAAGAGGUGGAAGGAUCGGAGCUGCAGCAACACAACAUAUGGUCAAAAGUAUUUACAAGGAAAAUUCUCGAGCAGAAGAUCCGAGAGAAGCUUUACUGAAAUAUGCCGAUGUGGCCGAAAAGGAUCCACAAUGGACGGCAAUGUAUAAACAAACACAACCAAAGCCAAUCUUUCGUCAAGAUGAAGAGGACGAAAAUGAUUGA
Messenger RNA from Meira miltonrushii, 1584 nucleotides. RefSeq names its product WD40 repeat-like protein. Bases 1 to 1584 code for a protein of 527 amino acids. Gene Ontology annotation, molecular function: protein binding. Gene Ontology annotation, cellular component: site of double-strand break; nucleus. The transcript has a single exon. The record is from RefSeq and is a predicted model, not a curated record. Gene Ontology annotation, biological process: regulation of DNA double-strand break processing. Lineage: Eukaryota; Fungi; Basidiomycota; Exobasidiomycetes; Exobasidiales; Brachybasidiaceae.